UCUCAUACUUCCAACUUUCAUCGUUUUCUCUUGCUUUUGGACAAAAAAAUCGUUGACGUUGAAUAUAAUUUAGCGUGUGUUCGUUUUGGAUUUUUGUUUUGUAUUGUUUCGCUGGUUUUCAGGAAUGAACGGAGUAGAGAGAGUUACAUGAACGAAAACAUUCGUUCUGGUUUCGUGAAUCUAAUCCUAUCGUAGCUAGCAACAGCGUUUCUCUCACUCACUCACUCACUCACUCACCAUGUGUAUGUGGAUUUCUUCUCAACAUUUGCUUCUCUGAUACUCUUCUUCGGAAAUUGAAAUUAGGGUUUCAAAACCUCCUACAGUGCUUCCCAUUUUUAAUUACUGGCUUUAGGUCAGGGAAGCUGACUUGAUUUGGAUAUAAUGUCGUCACCGUAUCCGAUUCUCGACGAUAAACCCAUCGAUCAGUGGAGGGUUACGGAGCUAAAAGAGGAGUUAAAGAGAAGGAAACUAACCACCAAAGGUUUAAAGGAUGAUUUGAUCAAGCGUUUGGAUCAAGCUCUUCGCCUUGAAAGGGAUGGUGCUGAUGGUUCUGGUUCUCAGAAGGAUGAGGUUAAUGGUUUGGAUGGUGAUAUAGCUGAGCUGAACGAUUCACAUAUGAAGACUGCAGUUGGUCUUGAAGUAGUUGAUACAGCUGGAAAGGGAAGUGCAGCUGUAGUUGAACCAAUGGAAAAAGAAAAUGCAGGAAUGAGUCCUGAGGUUGUGCAUGAUGACAGCAAAAAGAGUGACGAUGUCGUCCCGGUUGACAUUGACGGUGGUGUCUUGCGGGCGGUGGACCAAGCAGUGCGAUAUACGGACUUUCCAGCUGGUGUAGAUUCUACAAAUGGGAGAGAGGAGCUAACUACCCACACUUCUACGACAGAGACCACCGUUACGGUCACUGAAAGUGUCUUAACAGAAGAAGUAGUCAGUGGUCAGGAUUCUGUUAGUGCUGAACCACAAAGCAUUCAUGAUCAGGAUUCUGUUACAAUGCAGGAGAAUGAGGAGUCCAAGGCUGGGAUGGAUGAAGACUCAAAGCCUCAGCUGGAUUGUGACCUAAAGCCCUUGUGCGAGGAUCUCACACCCAACUCUUCUCUUCCUGAAAAUCAGGUAUCUGAGGUCAACCCUAGUUUAGGGUCUCACCUAAAAUCUGAUUCUAUUUCUAGUAAUUCUGUGUCAAUUAAUCAAAAGAAUGAACUAAAGGAUACUAUAAUUGCUGAUAAUGUUAAAUUAGAGGAAGAUAUUGUUAGGCCAGAGAUGGUGGAAGAACCAUCAUCAAAUAAUGAUAUCCCAGGUCAUGAUGUAUCACAUUCGAUGGAUGUUGGAGAGCCACAUAAGAAAAAGACACCUGUUGAGGAAAAUAGCUAUAAUAAUAAAAGUCCAAACCUGAACAAGCCCAAUAGCAGUGAAGAUGUUGAGUAUCCAGAAAAGUUAAACUUGGAUAGAAGUUCUGGUGAUGAUUCCAUGGAAGAGGAUUUGCCUGAGAGCAAGCAAUAUGAUUCUAAGUUUAAUGUUGAUGAACUUAGAGACAAGGGGGAGAGUGUUGAAGUGUCUAUAUUGAAGGAAGAAGGUCGUACUGCAGUUGUCGGAGAUGGUCUAUCUCCAGACAGAGGUGAUACUCACCAUGAUAAUGAAAUUCCUCCUGUUUCCCUUGUUGAGAAACGAAAGUCUCAUGAUCAAGCUUCUGCUGGGAACAAUGAGCCUGCAAAACGGCAACGAAGGUGGAACUCUGAAACAGUUAAAGGUUCAGAUCAACAAGUUCCGAGCCUCAGACCUGCUACUACAAGAAAGGAUGAGCCAAUUGCUUCAAAAGGCAAGUUCUCUAGGUUGGAUUCCUCAACAAUUGAUGAUGCACCCAAAGAACGCAUUGUUCCACCAUCACAAAGGGCCCCGACAUGUUCCCUCAGGAUUGAUCGUUUCCUCCGUCCAUUUACCUUAAAAGCAGUACAAGAGCUUCUUGGUAAAACUGGAAAUGUCAUCAGUUUCUGGAUGGACCAAAUAAAGACCCAUUGCUAUGUAACUUACUCAUCUGUCGAGGAAGCCAUUGAAACACGAAAUGCUGUGUAUAAUCUGCAAUGGCCUCGAAAUGGCGGACACCUUUUAGUUGCUGAGUAUGUGGAUCCUCAAGAAGUGAAAAUGAAGCUAGAACCUACUCCUGCUGUGGUUAUCCCUGUCAGCAACGAUUUAACAGCUCAUCCUGCAACACCUUCCUCUAAGCCAGAGCCUCCCCCCCUUCAGCACAGUGAAGAGCCUUCGUUUCCAGCUAUGCUCCUCCCUCCUCCACCACCGCUUUCAAAGCUACCACCAGCAGCAAGAGAACGUCUUCCCCCGCCUCCACCCCCAGAGAAAGUUGACCGACCUAUUGUCACACUUGAUGAUCUCUUUCGUAAAACCAGUGCAGCUCCUCGAAUUUACUAUUUACCUUUAUCUGAAGAGCAAGUUGCAGCAAAACUUGCAGUACAGGGAAAGAGCAUCAUUAAGCAGUAGGCCAUGAGUGUAACGAUUCUUCCCUGGCUACUUUUGGGAUUUUCUUAAUUUUUUGGCUUUGUAAAUGCACUUAUUGUUGUUGCCAGUGGUUACUUUCUGGUUCUUGAUAUUGUUACAUGGUACCUGCCUUUUAGUGUUAGAACGGCACAAACUAAGAGCUGCUUGAGUGAUAAUUUUUGCAUGCUGUUUGAACUAAUUGAAGUGAACCUUUCCCCAGA
This is a messenger RNA of Lotus japonicus, 2702 nucleotides long. RefSeq lists its product as uncharacterized. Lineage: Eukaryota; Viridiplantae; Streptophyta; Magnoliopsida; Fabales; Fabaceae. Bases 382 to 2484 code for a protein of 700 amino acids. Gene Ontology annotation, molecular function: nucleic acid binding. The transcript is spliced from 5 exons. The record is from RefSeq and is a predicted model, not a curated record.